This is a messenger RNA of Sinocyclocheilus grahami, 707 nucleotides long. Its product is annotated as isocitrate dehydrogenase [NAD] subunit alpha, mitochondrial. Gene Ontology annotation, molecular function: isocitrate dehydrogenase (NAD+) activity. Lineage: Eukaryota; Metazoa; Chordata; Actinopteri; Cypriniformes; Cyprinidae. Gene Ontology annotation, cellular component: mitochondrion. The annotation marks the transcript as partial. The record is from RefSeq and is a predicted model, not a curated record. The transcript has 6 exons. Gene Ontology annotation, biological process: tricarboxylic acid cycle; isocitrate metabolic process.
UCCGUGCUUUAUUUUGACAGAUUCAAACUGUAACGUUAAUUCCUGGAGAUGGAAUCGGUCCAGAGAUCUCCACUGCAGUAAUGAAGAUAUUUGAAGCAGCUAAGGCCCCUAUUCAAUGGGAAGAGAGAAACGUCACUGCCAUCAAAGGGCCCGGAGGCAGGUGGAUGAUCCCUCCUGAGGCCAAAGAGUCGAUGAACAAAAACAAAAUUGGAUUAAAAGGACCCCUGAAGACACCAAUUGCUGCUGGACAUCCGUCCAUGAACCUGCUGCUAAGGAAGACCUUUGACCUUUAUGCUAAUGUGCGUCCCUGCGUGUCGAUCGAGGGCUAUAAGACGCCUUACACCGAUGUGGAUCUGGUCACCAUCAGAGAAAACACAGAAGGAGAGUACAGUGGGAUCGAACAUUUGAUUGUGGAUGGAGUUGUGCAGAGUAUUAAACUGAUCACAGAGGAGGCCAGCAGACGCAUUGCUGAGUAUGCAUUUGAGUACGCCAGGAAUAACCAAAGAACCAGUGUCACGGCCGUUCACAAAGCCAACAUCAUGCGAAUGUCUGACGGUCUGUUCCUGAGGAAGUGCAGAGAGGUUGCUGAGAAUUACAAGGACGUGAAAUUCACCGAGAUGUAUCUGGAUACAGUCUGUCUCAAUAUGGUGCAAGAUCCAUCUCAUUUUGAUGUACUGGUAAUGCCUAAUCUUUAUGGCGACAUCUUG